Messenger RNA from Achroia grisella, 4057 nucleotides. It is a transcript of the gene dos, whose product is annotated as GRB2-associated-binding protein 1. Bases 104 to 1498 code for a protein of 464 amino acids. Lineage: Eukaryota; Metazoa; Arthropoda; Insecta; Lepidoptera; Pyralidae. The transcript has 11 exons. The record is from RefSeq and is a predicted model, not a curated record.
AAUAUGUAAAAAAGCGAUACUUUAACCAAGUAGGUAUGGACGAACUACAAAUAAAUUAUAUUCCGUGACUCAUGUUUCAAAGAUAAGCCUGCAAUUCAAAAGUAUGUCUAGAAAUAUUGUUUUUGAAGGAUGGCUGACUAAAUCACCGCCUACAAAACGUAUUUGGAGAACUAAAUGGCGGAGAAGGUGGUUUGCCUUGCGUCAAUCGGGGGAGCUCCCUGGUCAAUAUUUCCUCGAUUACUACGCAGACCGGAAUUGCAGGCGACUCAAGGGCACUAUCAACCUAGAUUUGUGCGAACAGGUGGACGCGGGAUUGCAUAUGGAACGUACUGGUAAUGGCACAUUAGACCCUAAGCUGCGCGGCUCCGUAUUCACAAUCCAGACACAGUCACGAACGUACCACCUCGAGGCUGAUUGCGAAGCUGAAAUGGAGAAGUGGGUCGACGCUAUAUGCAGAGUUUGUGGACUCCGGGCCACAGAUGACUCCUCAAAUGUUCUAGGUCCUUAUCAGAAUAACUUGAGUGCCCUCUCAGCCAUGAACGACCAGUACGAAUGUACAGGUCCGUACAUUCCGAUAUCAGAAUGUAUUACCGGAGUACGAGCACAGGACUCCCGAAGAGCAUUUACCUUUGAUCCGAAAAAUAUAGUAACGAGCGCCAGGUCACAAUUUGAAAAAGCAUCCGACACAAGAAGCCAGCAAAUGUACAUGAGUCAACCACACAUAAGGCUUAACAAUGCUGAUUUUUCUGAGAAUGAGUCAAACCUAAGUGACGAGGAGUGGAAAUCAUUGAAUGCUAGUCAAUCAAAUAUACGGGACUGGACUGUACAAAAAUCAUUCAAAAAAUUAUCCAUAAGUCCUAGAAUGAACGGCGUAUCUGAAGAUGGUCCUCCAGUACCACCUCGACCACCAAAAACAUUUACCAUGAGUAAAGAUUUUUUACAGAAGGAAAUUUUCCAAGGCCCCAAAAUAGAGGAACCAAUGGAAAUCCAAGAAAAUGUUGGUAGCCUUUCAUUGAGACGUUGGCCACGACGCAUGUCGCAUGGUGGUGCACCUUCACUCUCGAAUAGAUCACACUUGUCGCCAAACAUUUUGCGUAGCACUGAUGACGAGGACGAGUUAUGUGCUGGUAAUUUGUCAAUGCAAUAUUGCAACCUAUCUUCACUCCCGCCUGCAGUAGAUCGAGCGCUCAAACCACGACACUCCAGCCACAGUAUAGGCCAUAUACACAAUCUAAGUGGACAGUUGGUGUUACAGAGUGGACAAUCUGAUGAAGUGAAGGCUGAUGUCUUACAAUAUUUAGAUCUGGAUCUUCACAUGUCUAAGCCCAUAACUUCAAAGUCACAUGAUGUCCCUAUGAAGAAAAUGGAUAUUUCCCAAUUUAAGCUACCAUCAGCGAUCGAUGCGGACUCCGCAUACAAAACUGUCGAUUUUCUCAAAACAGAAGCAUUUAAUAUAACUCGGAAAGACGCCGAAGCAUCCAGGAGCAGCCACAACUGAAUGGAAUACGGAAUUGAAUUAAAGUUCGCGAAUAUUUGGAGUGGUCAUAGGUUGUUCGUAUAAGAGUACUCCCUUUAGACAUAAAAGAGAUGUAAUAUAAUACCUCUCUCUUAUAUCUCUAAAGAGAACCAGUUCUAAAUACGUUUACGUAAAUGUAAAUUAAAAUUGAACAAUCACUUCAUGUAGACUUGUUUAGACGCAUUUUUAUAUGUCAUAAUAUUUUAUAGUCGCUUUCAGAUUUAGAAUGUACCUGCCCUGCCGAGAUGAAUCUGGUAUGAGCUCCAUAGAUGAUAUUGUAUCAAAAUAUUUUUUUAAAGUAUUAUAUAAAAGUACAAAUAACCGUUAGUAUAUUAAGGAAUAUAUAUUAAUACAAAUGUUAGGAAAUAAUUAAAAAAAAAUUAAUUAGUUGUAGGUAUUCUGACAAACUAGUCCCUACAAUCACAAGCUGUUUACAACUAUUAUUAUAAUACUUUGGCUUAGUUUUUCAAUGGACUCUCAGCAUUUAUCAGGAUCACCAUUCCUAUCUCGUUACGUCAAACUUUCGCAACUUACCCAACUACCCUACUACUACAUGAAUAGGACUGUUUAUUGAAUUUUCUUAUAUUUUGAACACUAAUAUUACCUAAAUGAUUCUUAAGAAUGUCUUCCUUGUACUACCAAUGGCUGAGGUAUUGGCAGGUUCUACCGCGUCUAACAAGUUCACUCUAUUAUAAUAUACAUGACAGUAUUAUAAAAAUAUCAAUAACCAAUGAGUGUUACUGUAAACGUAUUUUGAAGGAUUUUUUUUGCAUUUUAAUCUAUGCCUCUAUAUUUUAAGUUACACGAACGUACUUUUUACUUGAGUGAUAUACGGCAUAAACAACAUGCAAUAAUAAACGUAGUGAUUAUGUAGGUACUUAAAUUGACAAAGGUGAAAAAUAUAUAUUUUACGGUUUUUAAGAGAAAUAUUUUGAUAAUGAAUGCUAAUGAGCGUUAAUAUUUCAGAUUGUAUAAUUGAUUUACUUAAAUAUGCAAGAAAAUAUAUAUUUAUUGUAAUUGAAACUAUUAAUAAUCUGCUGAUAAUUACGUACAAACAACCUUAGAAAAGCGGGUCUAGUCCUUAUUAAUUCUUUAUACUUAACAUUAUUCCCACAACUGGGGAUAUAUACCGCUAUAGUCUGAUACUUACCGUCUUCUUAUUUAGCCAACGAUUUUAUUAUUGCUAUAUUUUUUAGGAAGCAAGCCUUUUUAAUUAUUUAUUGUUAAUUAUAAUAAGAGAUAUACAAGUUAUACACAUUUUAUUAAAUAAUAUUUCCAUCUUGAUCAAACUAAACCUUUAUAGUGUAUAUGAUCCGACACGGAUGUUGCGAGCUAAACCAGAUUUUACAAUAAGGCCAAGGUUCGGUUUGAUAAGGCGCCGUCCGAGUCGCAAUCAUUGCACGUGAUAGAUAUAGUACAUGUAAAUAAUGUUUUAUUUGCAAUAACCGCCAUUUGAACUGUGAUUCUGAAUUUAUAAGCACUUUUAUUGAAUAUCAAAUAUAAAUAAGAGCAUUAAAGAUAAGUCAAGCUUGUAGUGGUGUGAAGAUCGCUUGUUAGUAGAGGAAUAUACACAAAUACUUUAUAUAUAUAUAUUAUUUUUUUACACGUAAAUGGUAUUAUUGAAUAUAAAUGUAAUUUUAAUACUGAAUUUCUUAAAAUACAAUAAUAAAAACUCCAGUAACAUAAAUUACUUUUCUAACGCUACUUAGAGGUGCAUGACACGCGAAUGGAACAUUGUUAGCUAGCACUAAGGAGUUGAUUCCGAUUUAAUUGACUGUUAAAUUAACGAUUAAGAUACAUUACUACAAGUGCAAAACGUGACAAAGACAAUGACUGUGUUUAGUUUGAUCAAGUAUCAGGAUUUGUUCUGUAGUUCAAAUAAUGACUAUUUAAAUAAAAUCAUCACAAUUUUCUUUAUUUCCUUUAUACAAACACAAAAUAAUAUCAAUGUGAUACAUUUUACAUUAGUUUUUAAUUUGGUCGAGGGAUUUUUUUUAUUAGUCUUAUAUGACAAAUGCUUACCAUCAGCGCUCUAGUGUGAAAUUAUAGUUAUAAACAGCAGCUAAUCAAUAUGAUGUUAAGUAUACUCUCGUGGUUAUUGCUGAAAUAUAGUUUUUUACAAAAAACAAACAAUUAUCCUAUUCAUCUUGAAGUACUGAUGUAAGUACUUACUUGAUUGUAUAUUCUGUGAUCAUUGAGACAUAAUAUUGUGUACUUUACUGUAAAGUUCCGUUUAUUCUUUACUGUAAACGAUUAGAUGCAGUUUAAUUUUAUAAAUAAAUAUUGUGAAUAAUUUUUGUAAUUACUAACAUUCAAUCCAUACUAUUGUACCCAUAUAACUGCAAUUGUUUUUAUAUUUUAGUAUGAAUAAAAUAUUUAUAAAUUUUAUAAGUGAUGGAAUGUUUAAAAUAAAACUAUUUACAUUUAUGAAUAAAUUGUAUAUUCUUGUACUUUUAUUGAAUAAAAUUAAAAUAUCAUUGGAUAUUUUAUAAACUUGACCAAUUGACGUAGUUUGCAAAUGUGAAUGAAAAUAUACACAAA